AUGCAUAUUUCCGGCAAGCUGGCUGCUUCGUAUGAAGCUUCCAAGCCCACCUUCUCUUUCGAGUUCUUCCCUCCCAAAACAGCACAAGGUGUGCAGAAUCUAUAUGAUCGUAUGGACCGUAUGCACGACCUCGGUCCAGCUUUUAUCGAUAUCACCUGGGGCGCUGGAGGACGCCACUCUCAACUGACCUGUGAAAUGGUCAAUGCGGCUCAGACGCACUAUGGUCUCGAAACCUGCAUGCACCUAACAUGCACAGAUAUGGGCAAGGAAAAGGUGGAUCAAGCACUUCAACAAGCAUAUAAAGCAGGCUGCACUAAUAUCCUUGCGCUGAGAGGCGACCCUCCCCGCGAGAGCGAGAAGUGGAAAGCCACGGAGGGAGGCUUUCGUUAUGCCAAGGAUCUUGUCAGCUACAUCAAGUCCCGAUACGGUAAUCACUUCGACAUUGGCGUUGCUGGAUAUCCCGAAGGAUGUGAUGACCAGGAUGAUGUCGACCUGCUCAUUGAUCACCUUAAGCAGAAGGUAGAUGCUGGUGGCACCUUUAUCGUUACGCAGAUGUUCUACGACGUUGACAUCUUCCUUGCAUGGGUCAAGAAAUGUCGAGAGCGAGGAAUCAACGUGCCCAUCAUUCCCGGAAUUAUGCCUAUCUCUACUCAUGCCUCGUUCCAGCGACGAGUCGACUGGACAAGGUGCCAUGUCCCAGACGCCUGGAACGCUGCACUUGAGCCCGUAAAAAACGAUGAUGCCGCCGUUCGUGAAAUCGGUAAAGGGCUCAUUGCAGAUAUGUGCCGAAAGAUCAUUGACGCUGGUAUACUACAUCUCCAUUUCUACACCAUGAAUCUUGCGCAAGCAACUCGAAUGAUUUUGGAACAUCUGUCGCUCACGCCCACUACAUCCGGCUCACCACUUUUCAAGCCGCUUCCAUGGCGCCAAUCACUGGGCUUGAAUCGCCGUGACGAAACAGUGCGGCCAAUUUUCUGGCGGAACCGAAACACCUCGUAUGUCGCGCGCACGGCCGACUGGGAUGAGUUCCCAAAUGGUCGGUGGGGUGACAGCAGAUCUCCUGCUUUCGGUGAACUUGACGCUUAUGGUAUUGGUCUGAAAGGAACAAACGAGGCCAAUACAAAGCUUUGGGGACAACCUUCCAGCCUGCAAGAUAUUUCACGCCUUUUUGUCAGGUACCUCAACGGGGAGCUCGAUCGUUUGCCGUGGAGUGAAGCUGGCAUUUCCCCUGAAGCGGACUCCAUCAAGCCAGAACUCCUCUCACUAAACGAACGUGGGUUAUUGACUAUCAAUUCUCAGCCCGCUAUCAAUGGUGUUGCUUCCAACCAUCCAGUCCAUGGCUGGGGACCCGCGAAUGGUUACGUCUAUCAGAAAGCCUAUCUAGAACUUUUCAUCUCUCCCAACCUGAUCGAAACCAUUCUAGAGCGUAUCAUUGCAAACAAAGAUCUCACUUACUAUGCUGUCAGCAAGAAUGGCGAGCUUCGGACCAAUACACGCGAUGAGGGACCAAAUGCGGUAACCUGGGGCAUCUUCCCGAACCGCGAAAUCGUCCAGCCUACAAUCGUGGAAACGGUCAGCUUCUUGGCAUGGAAGGACGAAGCGUACAGACUUGGAGAUGAUUGGUCUAGGUGUUAUCCUUCUGAGUCAUCCCACCGGCGACUUAUCGAAGGUUUGAUGAACGAAUGGUUCCUCAUCAAUAUCGUCAACAAUGAUUUUCAUCAAGAGAAGGAGAUUUUCCGGAUCUUUGACGGCCUCCAGGUAGAUGAUAUGGACAAGGUGGUAGAGGGCCAGCCAUGCACAAAUGGAGUUCAAAGCAACGGCACUCCUGAAGAAGCGAAGCAAGACCGUCCCAUAGAGGCUAAUGGGACCGUGGUUGAAAUGAAUGGAAGCGCAGAGCGGAAGCCGAAGCCGAAGCCAAAGCCGUACACGGGCGCGGAAUUUACCGGAGCAAGCCAGCUGAGAAACUAG
Messenger RNA from Endocarpon pusillum Z07020, 1968 nucleotides. RefSeq lists its product as uncharacterized. The coding region runs from base 1 to 1968 and encodes 655 amino acids. Gene Ontology annotation, molecular function: methylenetetrahydrofolate reductase [NAD(P)H] activity; FAD binding. NCBI's taxonomy places the organism in Eukaryota, Fungi, Ascomycota, Eurotiomycetes, Verrucariales, Verrucariaceae. The record is from RefSeq and is a predicted model, not a curated record. The transcript has a single exon. Gene Ontology annotation, cellular component: cytosol. Gene Ontology annotation, biological process: tetrahydrofolate interconversion.